AUGGGUUCCGAAGAACAGAAGCCGACGCCGGAGAACAACACUCUGCUCCAAGGCUAUGAGUGGAAUUGCCCUUCCGACAACAAACACUACAAACGCCUCGCCGCCGAAGUACCUAAGCUGAAGGCAAUCGGCAUUAACAACAUCUGGCUUCCUCCCGGCUGCAAGGCUGCCAACCCUAAGGGCGUUGGUUUCGAUAUCUAUGAUUUGUAUGACCUCGGCGAGUUCGACCAAAAAGGUACCCGCGCCACGAAAUGGGGAUCCAAGGAAGACCUCUUGGAGUUGAGCAAGAUUGCGAAAGAGAAUGGUGUUGGACUUUAUUGGGAUGCGGUCCUUAACCAUAAAGCUGGUGCAGACAAGACCGAGAAGUGUCGCGUCGUCGAAGUCGAUAACGAAGACCGUACCAAGGAAGUUGGUGAGCCUUACGAGAUCGAAGGAUGGCUAGGUUUCGACUUCGCUGGCCGUGGAGACAAGUACUCAUCCAUGAAGUACCACUGGGAGCACUUUUCCGGAACCGACUACAACCAGGCCAACGAAAAGAAGGCCAUCUACAAGAUUGUUGGUGACAACAAGGGCUGGAGCAACUCGGUCGAUAACGAGGGUGGUAACGCAGAUUACAUGAUGUUCGCAGACAUCGACUACCGCCAUCCGGAAGUUCAAGAAGACGUCAAGAACUGGGGUGUCUGGAUCACAAAGGAGCUCGGUCUCAAGGGUUUUCGGCUUGACGCUGUACAGCACUUCAGCGAACGCUUCACAAACGAGUGGAUCGAGAAUGUGCGCGAGCAAUGUGGAAAGGACAUUUUCAUGGUUGGCGAAUUCUGGUCCGGCGACCGUACCGUAAUGAUCGACUGGCUCGCAGACCUAGACCACAAAUUCUCCCUCUACGACUCCCCCCUCCUCAACAACUUCGCCCGCCUAUCCACCACCCCGGACGCCGACCUCCGCACCGUCUUCGACGGCUCGCUCGUCCAAGCCGAGCCCGUGAAUGCUGUCACCGUGGUCACAAACCACGACACGCAACCCGGCCAAACCAUGGAGACCAAAAUCGAAGGCUUCUUCGUACCCCUCGCAUACAGCCUGAUCCUCCUCAGGAAAGAAGGCUACCCGUGUCCCUUCUACGGCGACCUAUACGGCCUCAACGAACCUCACGAGACCCCCGCGUCGUGCGGCGGGAAACUCGCCGAUCUUAUCCUCGCACGCAAAUUGUAUGCGUACGGCGACCAGGAGGAUUACUGGAACGAUCCUAACCUCAUCGGCUUCGUACGUCGUGGCACUUGGGACAAGCCAGCUGGUCUCGCUUGUCUGAUGAGCAAUAAGGGUCCCGGGGAGAUCAAGAUGGCGGUUGGAGAGAUGCACGCAGGUGAGAAGUGGACGGAUGUGCUGGGCUGGGAAGAGGGCGAGGUUGAGAUCGACCAGGAUGGGUAUGGGCUGUUCAAGUGUCCGGGUACGAGUGUGGCUAUUUGGGUGAAGGCGGAUGCGCAGGGUCGCGAUCAGUUUCCGGUGAACUUUGACGCGGAUAUUUACGGCAAAGCGUAG
Messenger RNA from Parastagonospora nodorum SN15, 1533 nucleotides. RefSeq lists its product as hypothetical. Gene Ontology annotation, biological process: carbohydrate metabolic process. Gene Ontology annotation, molecular function: calcium ion binding; hydrolase activity, hydrolyzing O-glycosyl compounds. NCBI's taxonomy places the organism in Eukaryota, Fungi, Ascomycota, Dothideomycetes, Pleosporales, Phaeosphaeriaceae. The transcript has 3 exons. The record is from RefSeq and is a predicted model, not a curated record. Bases 1 to 1533 code for a protein of 510 amino acids.